UCAGCUCGCGCUGCCUCUAAAUCAACUCAAUCAUCUCUCGCGCACGGGAGUGCGGGCUGCCUUUCAGGUGUGUUAGUGGGUGCUCCCAUUCGAGCAGCAGUCACUAUGGUGGCCCUGUCGCUGAAGAUUUGUGUGCGACAGUGCAAUGUGGUCAAGACGAUGCAGUUUGAGCCCUCAACUCCGGUUUACGACGCCUGCAGGAUUAUCAGAGAGCGAGUUCCAGAGGCCCAAAGUGGACAAGCAUCGGAUUACGGGCUCUUCCUGUCCGAUGAUGACCCCAGGAAAGGAAUCUGGUUGGAAUCAGGGCGCACCCUUGAUUACUACAUGCUGCGGAACGGGGACGUCCUGGAGUACAAGAAAAAACAGAGACCUCAGAAGAUCAAAAUGCUGGAUGGAACCAUCAAAACCAUAAUGGUGGAUGACUCCAAAACAGUAGGGGAGCUGUUGGUCACCAUCUGCAGUAGGAUAGGAAUCACUAAUUAUGAGGAGUACUCACUGAUCCAAGAGCAGGUGGAGGAGAAGCGUGAGGAUGGGAUGGGAACGCUGAAGAAAGACCGAACCCUCCUGCGAGACGAGAGGAAGAUGGAGAAGCUGAAAGCCAAACUUCACACAGAUGAUGAUUUGAACUGGCUGGACCACAGUCGGACAUUUCGGGAGCAGGGCGUAGAGGAGAGCGAGAUAUUACUUCUACGAAGGAAGUUCUUCUAUUCUGACCAGAAUGUAGACUCUCGUGAUCCUGUCCAGCUCAACCUUCUCUACGUACAGGCCAGGGAUGACAUUCUGAACGGAUCCCACCCCGUGUCCUUUGAUAAGGCCUGCGAGUUCACUGGAAUUCAGGCACAGAUCCAAUUCGGUCCCCACGUGGAGCACAAACACAAGCCAGGAUUUUUAGACCUGAAGGAGUUCCUACCAAAAGAAUACAUCAAACAGAGGGGGGCGGAGAAGAGAAUUUUUCAGGAUCACAAAAGCUGCGGUGAGAUGACAGAGAUUGAGGCAAAAGUAAAGUAUGUGAAGCUUGCCAGGUCCCUACGCACAUACGGAGUGUCCUUUUUCCUGGUGAAGGAGAAGAUGAAAAGCAAGAAUAAGUUGGUCCCGCGUCUGCUGGGCAUUACCAAAGAGUCAGUGAUGAGGGUGGAAGAGAAGACCAAAGAGGUGGUGCAGGAGUGGCCCCUCACCACAGUCAAGAGGUGGGCAGCCUCACCCAAGAGCUUCACAUUGGAUUUCGGUGAGUACCAGGAGAGCUAUUACUCUGUCCAGACCACAGAAGGAGAGCAGAUCUCGCAACUCAUCGCUGGAUACAUUGACAUCAUCCUUAAGAAAAAACAGAGUAAAGAUCGGUUUGGUUUGGACGGUGAUGAGGAAUCCACCAUGCUGGAAGAAUCCGUAUCCCCGAAAAAGUCCACCAUCCUCCAGCAGCAGUUUAAUCGGGUGGGUCGAGUUGAGCACGGGUCGGUGGCGCUGCCUGGCAUCAUGCGCUCGGGGUCAAUUGGGGGCCCCGACACGUUCAACAUGGGCACCAUGCCCUCGGCUCAACAGCAGAUCACCAUGGGACAGAUGCACAGAGGACACAUGCCACCUCUGAGUCUGGCCCAGCAAGCACUGAUGGGAACUAUCAACACCAGUAUGCAGGCUGUCCAGCAGGCACAAGCUGACCUGGGAGAAGUAGACAAUCUUCCACCACUGGGACAAGACAUGGCAUCCAGAGUGUGGGUUCAAAACAAGGUGGAUGAAUCCAAACACGAGAUUCACUCUCAAGUGGAUGCCAUCACGGCUGGAACCGCGUCAGUGGUCAACCUCACUGCCGGUGACCCUACGAACACAGAUUACACCGCUGUGGGCUGCGCCAUCACCACCAUCUCCUCCAACCUGACCGAGAUGUCCAAAGGGGUGAAGCUCCUGGCGGCUCUGAUGGAGGACGAGGUGGGCAGCGGGCAGAAUCUAAUGGGGGCGGCCCGGAGCCUCACAGGGGCCGUUUCUGACCUGCUCAGAGCCGUGGAACCAGCUUCUGGAGAGCCCAGACAGACGGUGUUGACAGCGGCAGGCAGCAUCGGCCAGGCCAGCGGAGAUCUUUUGAAACAAAUGGGAGAAGGAGAAACUGACGAGAGAUUCCAGGACAUUAUGAUGAACCUGGCUAAAGCCGUAGCUAAUGCCGCCGCCAUGCUGGUGCUGAAAGCCAAGAACGUGGCACAGGUGGCCGAGGACACGGUGCUGCAGAACCGAGUCAUUACCGCCGCCACGCAGUGCGCGCUCUCCACCUCACAGCUGGUGGCCUGUACAAAGGUGGUGAGCCCCACCAUCUCGUCCCCGGUGUGUCAGGAGCAGCUGGUGGAGGCGGGCCGUCUGGUGGAGCGAUCGGUGGAGGGCUGUGUGAAGGCGUGUCACGCCUCCUCAGAGGAGGGCGAGCUGCUCCGACAGGUGAACAUGGCGGCUGGCGCGGUCAGCCAGGCCCUCAGCGACCUGCUGCAGCACGUACGCCACUAUGCCAGCUGCGGCGAGCCGAUCGGACGCUACGACCAGGCCACCGACACCAUCAUGACCGUAACAGAGAACAUUUUCACCUCAAUGGGGGACGCUGGUGAAAUGGUACGACAGGCGCGGGUUCUGGCCCAGGCCACCUCAGACUUGGUGAAUGCGAUGCGCUCCGACGCCGAGGCUGAAAUCGAUGUGGAUAAUUCCAAGAAACUACUCGCGGCUGCCAAGCUGUUGGCCGAUGCCACUGCCAGAAUGGUGGAAGCUGCGAAGGGUGCUGCUGCAUACCCAGAAAAUGAAGACCAGCAGCAGAGGCUGCGAGAGGCUGCUGAAGGGUUACGGGUCGCCACCAACGCAGCCGCUCAGAAUGCCAUCAAAAAGAAACUCAUUCACCGACUGGAGAAUGCAGCUAAGCAGGCCGCAGCCGCAGCUACGCAAACCAUUGCCGCUGCCCAGAAUGCAGCUGCAUCCAAUAAGAACACCAUGUCACAUCAGCAGCUCGUGUUUAGCUGCAAGGCAGUGGCCGACCAUAUCCCACAACUAGUACAGGGAAUGAGGGGCAGUCAGGCCUACCCAGAAGAUCUUGGUGCCCAACUCGCCCUUAUCAUCGCCAGCCAGAGUUUCCUGCAGCCGGGAAGCAAAAUGGUGACGUCUGCUAAAGCGGCCGUUCCGACGGUAACCGACCAGGCAGCUGCGAUGCAACUUGGUCAGUGUGCCAAGAACCUGGCCACCUGCCUGGCAGAGCUGCGCACAGCUGCACAGAAGGCUCAUGAGGCGUGUGGUCCUCUGGAGAUCGACUCGGCUCUCAGUGCUGUUCAGACUCUCAAGAGUGAACUACAAGAUGCUAAAAUGGCCACACUGGAAGGACAACUCAAACCGCUACCUGGAGAAUCGUUGGAGAAGUGCGCUCAGGAUCUCGGAAGUACGUCUAAAGCUGUGGGCUCCUCCAUGGCCCAGUUAUUGACCUGUGCCGCCCAGGGCAACGAACAUUAUACUGGUGUGGCAGCAAGGGAAACUGCUCAAGCUCUGAGGACAUUGGCCCAGGCCGCGAGGGGAGUGGCAGCGAGUACCGUGGAGCCCCAAGCUGCAGCGGCCAUGCUGGACUCUGCCUGUCACGUGAUGGAGGGCUCGGCCAUGCUAAUCCACGAAGCCCACCAAGCCCUAGUGUGCCCUGGUGAUGCAGAGAGCCAGCAGAGAUUAGCACAGGUGGCGAAGGCUGUCUCUCACUCUCUGAAUAACUGUGUGAACUGCUUACCUGGACAGAAGGAUGUGGACAUGGCUCUCAGGAGCAUUGGCGAAGCCAGUAAAAAAUUGCUUGUGGAAAAUCUUCCUCCAUGCUCCAAAUCCUUCCAAGAGGCCCAGACUGACCUGAACCACACGGCAGCGGAGCUCAAUCAUUCAGCCGGAGAUGUGGUGCAGUCUACACGUGGGAGCAGCAGCCAGCUGGCUGUGGCUUCCGGGAAGUUCAGCCAAGACUUUGACGAGUUUUUAGAUGCUGGCAUCGAGAUGGCCGGACACACUCAGUCCAAAGAUGACCAGAUCCAGGUGGUUGGCAACCUGAAGAACAUCUCUAUGGCAUCCAGCAAGUUGCUGUUGGCCGCCAAGUCCCUCUCCGUUGAUCCAGGGGCGGCAAAUGCCAAGAACCUCCUCGCAGCUGCGGCACGAGCGGUCACAGAGAGCAUUAAUCAACUCAUCACACUGUGUACCCAGCAGGCACCAGGACAAAAAGAGUGUGAUAACGCUCUACGAGAACUCGAGGCUGUUCGAGGAAUGUUGGACAAUCCCAAUGAGCCGGUCAGCGAUCUCUCUUAUUUUGACUGCAUUGAGAGCGUUAUGGAGAAUUCCAAGGUUCUCGGGGAGUCCAUGGCUGGAAUCUCACAGCAUUGUAAGACGGGAAACGUGCCAGCGUUCGGGGAUUGUGUGGGUGUUGCAUCCAAAGCACUGUGUGGGUUGACUGAGGCGGCGGGACAGGCCUCUUAUUUGGUAGGAGUCUCAGACCCCAACAGCCAGUCGGGUCAUCAGGGAUUGGUCGAUCCCAUCCAGUUUGCAAGAGCCAAUCAGGCGAUUCAGAUGGCCUGCCAGAAUCUGGUGGACCCGGCCAGCAGCCCAUCCCAGGUUUUGUCAGCAGCUACCAUUGUUGCAAAGCACACCUCGGCUCUUUGCAACGCCUGUCGUCUGGCAUCUUCCAAAACAGCCAAUCCUGUAGCCCGGAGACAUUUCGUGCAGUCAGCCAAAGAGGUCGCCAAUACCACGGCUAACCUUGUCAAAACUAUAAAGGCCUUGGAUGGGGAUUUCUCAGAUGAGAACCGCGAGAGAUGCCGAGUGGCCACGACCCCACUGAUAGAAGCUGUGGAUAAUCUCUCCACCUUUGCCUCCAACCCUGAGUUUGCCAGCAUUCCUGCGCAGAUAAGCCAUGAGGGUUCAGCAGCCCAGGAGCCGAUCCUUCGCUCAGCCCGUUCAAUGCUGGACAGCUCCACCCACUUAUUAGAGACCGCCCGCUCGCUCAUCCUUAACCCCAAAGACCCACCCACCUGGUCCAUCCUGGCAGGCCAUUCCCGCACCGUGUCGGACUCCAUCAAGAGCCUCAUCACGUCCAUCAGGGACAAGGCCCCUGGGCAGCGGGAGUGUGACCAGUCCAUCGACAGCAUCAACAAGAGCAUCAGGGACAUCGAGCAGGUGUCCCUCGCCGCCGUGGGUCAGAGUCUGCCCCGCAGAGAUGACAUCUCUCUGGAGGCUUUACAGGAGCAGCUGACGUCCACCGUGCAGGAGAUCGGCCACCUCAUUGACCCCAUCUCCACUGCAGCGCGAGGGGAAGCGGCUCAGCUCGGACACAAGGUGACUCAGUUAGCGAGCUACUUCGAGCCAGUGAUUGUGGCGUCGGUGGGACUGGCGUCUAAACAUGCCGACCACCAGCAGCAGAUGAACAUACUGGAUCAAACCAAAACGCUGUUUGAAUCUGCUCUACAGAUGCUCUACGCUGCCAAAGAGGCUGGAGGAAACCCUAAGGCAACCCACACCCAUGAUGCCAUAGCUGAAGCGGCCCAGUUGAUGAAGGAGGCAGUUGAUGACAUCAUGGUGACCUUAAACGAAGCGGCCAGUGAGGGCGGGAUGGUGGGCGGCAUGGUGGAGUCCAUCGCUGAGUCCAUUGGAAGGAUGGAUGAAGGAACACCGCCGGAGCCUGACGGCACUUUUGUGGAUUACCAGACCACCAUGGUGAAGUUUUCAAAAGCCAUCGCCAUUACUGCACAGGAAAUGAUGACGAAGUCAGUGACAUGUCCAGAGGAGCUCGGUGGACUGGCGUCUCAGGUGAUGGUGGAUUACAGCCAGCUGGCACAACAAGGCCGUCUGGCAGCUGCCACUGCUGAGCCAGAGGAGGUGGGAUCUCAGAUCAAGACUCGGGUGCAGGAGUUGGGUCACGGCUGCAUCUAUCUGGUCCAGAAGGCCGGAGCCCUGCAGAUGAGCCCGACGGACAGUUUCACCAAGAGAGAGCUGAUCGAAUACGCCCGAGCUGUCACAGAGAAGGUGUCCAUGGUGUUAUCAGCCCUGCAGGCUGGUAAUAAAGGAACUCAGGCCUGCAUAACUGCAGCCAGUUCUGUCUCCGGCAUCAUUGCUGAUCUGGACACGACCAUCAUGUUUGCCUCUGCCGGCACACUGAACGCAGAGAACGAAGAGUCUUUCGCAGACCACAGAGAGAACAUACUGAAAACCGCUAAAGCUUUGGUUGAGGACACCAAGCUGCUUGUGUCUGGUGCUGCAUCGAGCCAGGACAAACUAGCCCAGGCGGCCCAGUCCUCUGCCAAGACCAUCACACAGCUCACUGACGUGGUCAAACUGGGCGCUGCGAGCAUGGGAUCAGAGGACCCUGAGACACAGGUUGUACUGAUAAAUGCAGUCAGAGACGUCGCUAAAGCUUUGGCUGAGCUGAUUAGUGCCACUAAAUGUGCCGCGGGCAAGGCAGCAGAUGAUCCGUCUAUGUAUCAGCUGAAAAGUGCCGCCAAGGUGAUGGUGACGAACGUGACCUCCUUGCUGAAAACUGUGAAAGCGGUGGAAGAUGAGGCCACUCGCGGGACGAGGGCUCUUGAAGCCACUAUUGAGUGCAUCAAACAGGAACUCACUGUUUUCCAGUCCAAGGACGUUCCGGAGAAAUCUACCACCCCGGAAGAGUUCAUCCGCAUGACCAAGGGCAUCACCGUUGCGACGGCUAAAGCAGUAGCAGCAGGCAACUCUGCUCAGCAGGAGGACGUGAUAUCCACUGCCAACCUGAGCCGCAAAGCCAUCUCCGACAUGCUGACCACCUGCAAGCAAGCCGCGUACCACCCAGAAGUGGGCAAGGAUGUGAGGAAUAAAGCUCUGCUCUACGGCAUCGAGUGCACCACCGGAUACAUCGACUUGCUCGAACACGUCCUGCUCGUCCUGCAGAAACCCACGGCCGAACAGAAACAGCAGUUGGCCGUGCUGUCCAAGAAAGUGGCGGGCUCAGUCACAGAGCUCAUCCAGACUGCUGAAGCCAUGAAAGGUUCAGAGUGGGUGGACCCAGAAGACCCCACGGUGAUAGCGGAGACAGAGCUCCUGGGUGCUGCUGCAUCCAUCGAGGCCGCGGCCAAGAAACUGGAGCAGCUGAAGCCCAGAACCAAACCAAAGCAAGCCGAUGAGUCUCUGGACUUUGAGGAGCAGAUCCUGGAAGCGGCAAAAUCCAUCGCUGCAGCAACCAGCGCUCUGGUCAAAUCCGCAUCGGCCGCACAAAGAGAGCUUGUAGCACAGGGCAAGGUGGGCUCCAUCCCUGCCAAUGCAGUAGAUGACGGCCAGUGGUCCCAGGGUCUAAUAUCAGCUGCCCGAAUGGUUGCGGCCGCCACUAGUAACCUGUGUGAGGCUGCUAACGCUUCAGUCCAGGGUCACGCCAGCGAGGAGAAGCUCAUUUCCUCUGCCAAACAGGUGGCAGCUUCCACCGCUCAGCUGCUGGUGGCCUGUAAAGUCAAAGCAGACCAGGACUCAGAGGCCAUGAGGAGAUUACAGGCUGCUGGUAACGCAGUGAAGAGAGCGUCUGACAACCUGGUGAAGGCAGCGCAGAAAGCAGCCUUUGAUAAAGCCGAAGACGACAGCGUGGUGGUUAAAACGAAAUUCGUAGGAGGAAUCGCUCAGAUCAUUGCAGCUCAGGAGGAGAUGCUAAGAAAAGAAAGGGAGUUAGAAGAAGCCCGGAAGAAACUCGCCCACAUCCGACAGCAGCAAUACAAGUUCCUGCCCAGCGAACUGCGAGAAGACCAGAGCUGAACACGUCUCGUCUGAUUGGACGCGGAUCAUGAUUGUUACGGAUGAUUGGCUGCUCCUUAUAUGCAGAGCUAGAGAUGCCACACGUCACUGGUUGGUCAUUGUCAGGUGACUUGUUAAAGUUAAAUGUGAUUGGCUCACAUGGGAUAAGCGCCACUGAUUGACUGUAUUUUGGGUAUGAAUGGAUUUCCUUUCUUGUUUUUGUUCUUGUUUUUUUAAGGUGUAAAGCACUUGUUAGAGGUCUGCGUGACUGUGUGUUUUACGUAUCAAUAGUAUGCCACUCAUUGGCGAUAGCUUACCAUAAGGAUCUCGAUAACUAAUCCUACACAAUAUCAGUGCAUCUAGUUUUAUAAUAAAACCAAUGUGAAACUAUUAAUAUCUGAACCUGGCUGCCAGACAAAUUUUAGUUAUGAAGUAUGAUGCCAGACCGUAAGCUUUCAUUAUUCGCACUCGCGUGACGAUAAGCUUCGAAUGCCUCUAGAAUGCACUGCUCGAUUCAUACAUAUCCCCCUCUAGAACUGUAUUAUUGUUAGUAAGGUUAUGAAUUCUAGGUAGUUAUAAGGAAAGAAUGUACUGGUGCGCUUUGUCGUGUUAUUUAUUGUUAGCAGAACUUUAAUAGAGUAGCUUCCAGCUUCUCUUUGCGUUUGUAGGUCUAGUUGGGGGCUCGAAUGAGGUUGAUUCAUGCAAAUAGAGUUUCAUUCAGUCCUCUCUUCAUACCUCAGCUGUGGCCCAGAUUGUUACAUUUCCCAUGAUUCCUCUGUGUGUCUAAACUUAGUCAGGUAGACAGCCCAAACACGACGGAUAUGUUCGGAAUAACACGCUAUCACACUACUCAUACUAUUUCUGCAGCAUACUUUCAGUAUGCAGAUUUUCUGCAUUAGAAUAAUCAGAUGACAUUCUGUAUCCCACAAUGCAAUGCCAAUUUUUCAUUUCUGUUUUAUGAAUUAACAAAAUGUAAUACUAGCCUCAAUUUUUGGCUGGCAUACUAACCAAGUAAUACCCUUUUUAACACAAAAUUGGAUAAAAAUGCAAAAUAUAUAUAUAUAUUAUAGGAAACAACAUUAUACGUAGGAAUGUUAUAUCCCACAAUGCAUUGUGCUUCUUUUUUUCCAGUUUAAUGAAUGAACAAGAAGUAAUACCAGCUUCAAUUUUGGCUGAUUUAAAAUCGCCAUACUACAUACGUAUAUUUUAUAUGCGUCAAAAUGUUCAAAACCUUUUCUAUAAAAUGUGGAUAAAAAUGUGAAACAAAAAAGGGGAAAAUUUCUAAGACAACUGGCCAUAAUUAAAUGUGCAUAAUAAUAAUAAGGUAAUGUUUCAACAAUAUAACACACUACACUACGUUGCACAGUAUGCGAAUUGUCUGUAUUGAAAUAACCAGCUGACCUACUAUUUUUGCCAAAAUAUGCAGUAUGGAGAAACAGUACUCUGUGUGGAACACUAUAUCCCACAAUGCAGUGCGCUCAAAUUCAUUUUUAAUACUGUAGCAUUCUACAUAUCUUUUAUUUGUGGCAAAAUGUUCACAUUUUUUGCACAAAAUUGGAUACAAAUCCGAAAAACCUUUUGAAAACGAUCUGAAUUAAAUGUGCGUAAUAAUGAGGUCAUGUGUCAACAAUUACUGUUUGCAUACUGCGCACUAUUUAACAUACUAUUUUUUUUAAAUAGUAGACAGUAAACAGUGCUAUUUUAAGUAUUGAAUAAACACAAUGCUGGCAUUUCAUUCCGAACAUAACCUGCGUCUAGAGCUGCGUAAGAAGAAAAACUUUACGCAAAAUGCGCCAAACAAACUACGUGGUGAGGUCAUGUGACGACAAUGUAGCAUACUUACCGUUUGAAAUGUUUAUCAGUAAAUCGUAAUAAUCCAGACUGUUUCACAUACUGUUUUUAAAACAAUAGUAAGCAUUAUACAGUAUAUACUGUGCAGUAUGCAGUACGCAGAGCGCUAGUAUUCCAUUCUGAACGCAGCCAGAAUCUCAGUGUUGUACUUUCUAAUAUCACAGUUCUCAUAAAACGCAUUUGCUCGCAUUUCUGGUCUACUUUGAGAUUGUACCUGCAUGGCUGUUAGGAACACAGCAGGAAGCGCCACAUCAGUAGCUUUGUUGGAUUCAGUGGCGUCAUAACACGUCUCUUCUGCUUAUCGUGUACUUCGUGUGUGUUUUUGGUUUGAAAAUCCCAGUGGAAUCUUUUACGAGGGUGAAAUUCCCGUUUCAUUUCCUGUUUGCGUUGUGUAGAAUAACGUGUGGCACUUAACAAGCUGAGAACUGACUGUUGUGACUUCAGAUCUGGACUGCGUUGUGUCAUAGUGCCUUAUUCUGACUUCUUCAGUAGCUCAGUGUGUGCAAGUUGCUCUUAAAUGCUGCUUGUGGACCAGGUUUCACUGGAAUUUAAUGUCUAACGAUACUGAGCAAGUAUAAACAUCGCCCGUCUUCAGAUGAGUAAAGCAGAUGUCUUUUGUCCUUUUCAAACUAGCUUUGGAUGUGUACAGCGUUGUUUCCAGUCUAAGCCGCCGCGUAUGAUGACUAAAUCUGACGUCCAUUGGGCGGCUAUUUGAUUCUGGUUUGCAAUAUUGUACCUACUGAGGCCUAAAGAUGCACUUGCCUUGGCAGGCCGCUAUACUGCCGUACCAUGAACUAUUUAGACAAAGUUAACAAACCACGAGUAGGAAAAGGAAGGAUGUGAUUGUUUCUGUCAGCAUUGACUGCUUUCAGCUUGUCCACGUGAAGAAGAAUAUUAAAAUGUCCCAAAAAAGAACAAGGUUAUCUUGCUUUUCAUUUCAAUAAAUCACUAUGUAUGACGUUUUGUUUUUUUGUUUACUUCGAGUUAUAGCUAUAAUGAAAAUAUUGCAAUAUGUGGUUGAACAUGUGGUGUCUUUCAGUGGAGCCGAAGAAAACAGCAAGAACUAUCGCCUUCUUUUGACAUAGAGUUAGGGCUGUCUUUAAUCAACUGACAUGAUAAUAAUAAUAAUGAACAUUAAAAUGCUGUAUGUAUAAUAUUUAUCUGGUCACGAAAGUAUUUUUUGUAUUGCCCUGAAAAUAAAGAGU
Molecule: messenger RNA, 10772 nt
Organism: Sinocyclocheilus anshuiensis
Lineage: Eukaryota; Metazoa; Chordata; Actinopteri; Cypriniformes; Cyprinidae
Product: talin-2
Exons: 57
Coding region: 106-7737 (2543 amino acids)
Biological process (GO): actin cytoskeleton organization; cell-cell adhesion
Cellular component (GO): cytoplasm; cytoskeleton; focal adhesion
Molecular function (GO): actin filament binding; structural constituent of cytoskeleton; integrin binding
Source: RefSeq, a predicted model, not a curated record